CCAUCUUGUCCGGACAGAAGUGCUGGGAGUUUAGGCCUAGUCACUGACACCGCUCAUUGUGUAACUGUUCUAUUUAUAAGUCAAAGGGAGGUAAUGCCGGUUAAAUUCAAGCGUUAAAAGUGUGUACGGUCUUAUAAAACCAGAGUGAGCAGUCCAGAUUUGUUUAUGUUGACUUAGACCUAGAUCUACAUAGUUAAAAGGAAUGUUCAAUUCUGAUAAGCAAUGAGAAGGAUAUGAAUCAAAACAUUGGACUAUAUACUACUAUUACAUUAGUUUACUUUUGUAAGAACUCAGGAUAUUAGAGGUCAGUGACGAUUUCAAAAACCCACGGGAAGUUAGAGACAAGAAUUUCUUUGUACCUUGGGAGAACUGUGUGUGUCUCUCUCAGGGCAUGAACAGACCAAGUCCACAGUGACAAAUGGAAAACAAUGCCCCUCACAUAAUAAGCUUGUUGUGGAAUGGCUCCUAACAAUGACGUUGUGACAUGCUGACGGAGUGAGAAGACCAAGCGCCUGGUAACUGAAACGUUUGACUUCAGUCACAAGUGUCACUGUUUCUUGGGCUAACAAAGGCUUCAUUUGUUUAUGAUCGGCACUUCUUGAAGAUAUGACCAUGGAAAUACAAACACUCAAUGUCGCACAACUUCAGUACCUUGUAAUAUUUAUUUCAACGGCUAUCUCGCACGUGUCAUGCUUCUGUGGUGAAACUAUUUAUGAUAGACUCGAUUCCUGCAUAGAGAGCUUAUCCUUUGAGUCUAUCGGUUCUAGCAAUAUAGGAAGCAGCCUAUUGGAUAGGAAUAGCGAUUUGACACAUUUACGUGACAAGUGUGGAAAUGGAGAUUUUUUUAAUGCUAUAAACUGUAUGGAGCGAACUAUUGACGAAUGUAAAUAUGCAACAACAGAUGAAGCCCAGGACGUUCGAACUAUGAUAAAUAUAGAGCGUGCUAGGAACACCAUCCAAUAUUUCUGUACACACUUUAAAGUGUACGAAAGACAUUGGCAGUGUAUAACUGGUCACCAUGAAGAGGUGACCCAAUGUGCAGGGCCCUCUACAGCUCUUUUUCAAACCCAGAUGGAGGCAACAUCCAACAAGGAUUCCCAGACCUUUCAAUGCAGAUUAAGCUCCUCCAUCUUAGAUUGUAAUUUAAAAGUGUUGAGAGACCAGUGCUCCAGUGAAGCUGUAGACUUUGUACAAACUGUUAUGGAAGGAUUUCAACCAUCCUUUUGUGCCUCACUCAACACUGGCAAAUCCUCUGGAACUUAUGGCCUGGUGAAGGAUGAGAACAAAGCACAAAACAUUGGUCCAAGCAGUUUCUUGCUGCUCUUCAUUGUCAUCUACUGGACCAUUGCAACUUAAAGGGGGGGAAACUCCAAGAACAAACAAAUAAGUGGAUGGGGAAGUUUGUUAUAUGUAGCCUAGUUUUCAGUUUAUCUUGAGUGAAGUCUCAACAAUUUUCCAGUUUUUGUUAUCAAUAAAAAAAAAAUAUAUUGUAGAGAAAACAUAUAAAGAUGAACAGAGAAUUUGUGUCUAGAAUGAUAUUGAGUACUGAAAAAAAAAAUUAUCUGGAUAAAAAACAACUUCCCAGUGGGCAAGUUCUUGUCAGCUUCACAAGUAGUCUUCAAAAGAAUUAGUUUUUAAAGGUGUACUACUGUUCUGUCCAUUGAUGCAGUGUUAUGAUGCUAUACAUCUCCAGUGACAACCACCUUACAGAGAAGCACCCAUGCAUGAUUUAGUUUCCAAUAAUAAUAAUAAUAAUCAGACAUUUGAGGCUUGAUACAUUCCCAUAGACAUUUUACAAUGUGUUAUUUCAGUAACACAGCCUACAUUAAGGUUCAUAUACCAAAAAAAACUUUUUUUAAAAAGAUAUAUAUUCCUAUAUUCUUUGCCCAAUUAUCUACACUGUCUACCAUUAUGCAAUCAAUUUAAAUUAUGUUGUUUUCUUUUAAAUAUUACUCUCCCUUUGCAAUUUGAGUUUUUUUGUUUUGUUGUUGUGUUGUGAUAAAUUAUGAACUUACAUUUGAGAAUUGUUUCAUUAGGAUUUUUAAAUGAUUAAUUUGUGAUAAGUAGGCAUGACACCAUCUUAUAAAUUAUCUGGCAAAAAAAAAAAGUCAAUUUUGGGGAUAUAAUAAUAUCAAUGAAGCCAAGAAUCAUCCAAAUGGAUAUCAAACAUUUGUAAAUGUUGCUUAGUAAAUUGUAAUAUUUCAUACUUCUUUAAAUUUAAGCAUUAGAUUUUUUAGCCAAUGAGCUAGAUUAUGUACUAUUUUUAAUUUGGUAAUAAAUAUUUUGUGAAUAAA
Molecule: messenger RNA, 2294 nt
Organism: Biomphalaria glabrata
Lineage: Eukaryota; Metazoa; Mollusca; Gastropoda; Planorbidae
Exons: 6
Coding region: 607-1356 (249 amino acids)
Source: RefSeq, a predicted model, not a curated record